Papaver somniferum (opium poppy) is the source of this 995-nucleotide messenger RNA. RefSeq lists its product as uncharacterized. The record is from RefSeq and is a predicted model, not a curated record. NCBI's taxonomy places the organism in Eukaryota, Viridiplantae, Streptophyta, Magnoliopsida, Ranunculales, Papaveraceae. The transcript has 4 exons. Bases 219 to 854 code for a protein of 211 amino acids.
GAAGGCAGCAAUGAAGGCACAAGAAGAAAUGAUGAGCAGCUUAAUGUCUCAGCUAAAAUCUCAAGGCAUAUUGAAAAAGAAAAUCAAAAGCAAAAAGGCACGGGUAUGUUUAACAUCAUCCAAGUAAUUUUGAUUAAGUAUGUAUUUCCUAAUAAUUCUGCAGUAUCUAAUAUGUCAACUGCACUAUAUAGAAAUCUCAUAUUAGAGAGAAGUCUCUUAUGCUUGAAUUCCCUGUUACAAGCAUUUCUCCGACUGAAAGGAAUGAAUCUAAUACAAAUAGAAAUGACCCUGAAUCUGAAAAUGUAUCUCAGUCUACGGGAUCGAAAGAUAGUUCUGAACUCCAAAUGUCUGGAAAAUACAAACAAAAGUCUCCUGCAUCUGAGCAUCUACCCCUUAGUUCACCAGACAAUUCUCAAUCGAAAGACAAAACUGAACUUUCAACGAUUGGUAAAUGCAAACUGGCUCAUGCUUCACUGAGAAAUAUCAUUGCAUGGGGUUCGGUUCUUCCAUCAGUGCCAGGUCAGAAGGUUCAUGGAGAUCCACUCCGGGAUGAUUGUGUCAGAGUGACGGUUGAAAAGUCGAUAUUAAAGAAUCAUUGUUUGCCAGUCCCAUCUACUCAUCUCAAAACAGUAGAGGAUGCUGAAAAAUCUAUAGUAGCUUGGCCUAAAGAGUUUGUGAUCUCUUGCUCUAGUGGCCAUCCACUUUCAGACCCCGGUGAACAUGAUUCUGACCCAAACGAUGAAUAUGAUUCUGACCCAAACACUAAGAAGACAAAGAAGAAGAAACCUUCAUAUAUGAAGAGCGGGGAACUAAAGUCUCGGAGAUCCAGCAAGAGACUCAAGACUGCAGCCUAAUUAUUAAUAGAAAUAGUCGUGGACUAUAGGAUUUGGAUGUUUAAACUUUUAAGUCUCUCUUUGAAAGUUUGUUUUCUCAAGGUUACUGCACAAUUAUCAGAUUGAGAUGUUUAUUAUAUUGUGAAAUGAAAUUAUUUUGGU